Molecule: messenger RNA, 3005 nt
Organism: Diabrotica balteata
Lineage: Eukaryota; Metazoa; Arthropoda; Insecta; Coleoptera; Chrysomelidae
Source: the annotation of a GenBank genome assembly
UAUGAAUGUUAUUUUCCUUUAAAAACAAACAUUAGAAUAAUGGAAAAUAUUAAUGAAGAUGAUAAUUCAUUGAUUCCCGAUGAUAAGAAUGAACAAGUUAAACCUGAAACAGUUUUUAAAAAACCUAUUUUAUUUGGCAAAAUCGGUCGUUUGCCAAAAAAAUUACCUGCCCCAAUAUCUCAAAAUUUUGAAAGUACAUUAGAAACUAACAAUAUUGAAAGUAAAGUUGAUAAACCUGAUGACAAAUUAAUAGAGAGACAAGUAGUAGCGAAGAAGGUUGCCCCUGAACCAGCUCCUGCCCAGGAAUUAAAAGAAAAAUCACUUCCCUUGCCAUACAAAGAACCUAUUUGGUCUGGAUUACCCAGUAGUAAUGGAAAAGACUAUUCAUUUGAUGUUUUAAAAAAUGGAGUUAUAAUAGAAACUGUUAAUCUAAUGGAAAAACCAUUUUGGGUUUUUGGGAGAUUUGUCAACUGUGAUAUUAUUAUGCAGCAUCCAACAAUAUCACGUUACCAUGCCGUUCUUCAGUACAGGAAAGAAGGUUCGGAAACAGAUGUUCCUGGAUUUUACAUCUACGAUUUAGGUAGUACACAUGGCACUUUUCUUAACAAAAAUCGACUAAAGCCUAAAAUCUUUGUCAGAAUUCAGGUUGGACACAUGCUGAAAUUCGGCAAUAGUACACGAUCUUUUAUACUGGAAGGUCCAGAAUAUGACGAAGAAGAAGAGUCAGAACUAUCAGUUACUGAAUUAAAAGAAAAAAGGGAUAAAGAGAUUCGGGAGCGAGAGGAGAGAAUGAUAAGACUGCAACAAGAAGCCGAGGAGAAAAAGAAGAAGGAGGAAGAACGCGGCGUAGAUUGGGGAUUAGGGGAAGAUGCAGAUGAAGAGACGGAUCUCUCCGAAAACCCAUAUGCGCAAACCAAUAAUGAAGAGCUAUAUUUGGAUGAUCCGAAAAAGGCGCUUAGAGGAUUUUUUGAACGAGAAGGUUUAGACUUGGAAUAUGAUUGUAACGAACAAGGAAUGGGUCAGUUCGUAUGUAAGGUGGAAUUACCUGUGGAUGACGAAAUGGGCCGACCUAUAGUUGCUGAAGUUCUCCACAAAGGCAAGAAAAAAGAAGCUGUUAUUCAAUGUGCUUUGGAAGCAUGUAGAAUCUUAGACAGAUUUGGAGUACUCAGACAAGCAACACAUGAAUCUCGGAAAAGGAAAGCCAAAAACUGGGAAGAUAACGAUUAUUACGAUAGUGAUGAAGACACAUACUUGGAUAGAACUGGAACUAUCGAGAAAAAACGCGAAAAGCGAAUGAACUCUAAAGCACCUCAAAAAGUAGAAACGUACGAAAGUUUGGUCGAAAAGGAAAAAUCAAUCUUGACUUCAAUAGCCGACACAGAAAAACAAAUAUCUUCCCUUCAGUUGAAAAUGGAAACGGAAGAGAAUCAAGACAACGAUGAAGAUUCUUUGGACAGUUAUAUGAAGGGACUUAAGGAUUCUAAGCCGGAUAAAAGGUCGAUAGCUAGACUUAAAACCGAUUUAAUAACACUAAGAAGUGAACAUUCCAAGGUGUUACAGUUAGUAAAUCUAGUAAAACCAGCCAAUUUACCUCCCUUGGUAACCAAAGAACCUAGUUCGAGUACUAACAAAGGAUCUGCAGCGUUGCCGCUCUUCGGUAAACGGAAAAAGAUUCAGAUUAAAUUUGAACAAAAGCCGAAAUACCAACCAAUUUCAAAUGAUGAUCUGGACGAUGAAGAAGAGGAAAAUGGCGAUUCUACUAAAAGUAGCCAAGAGAAGAAGCAAGUACAAAGCGAUGAAGAGUCUUCGACGUGCCUAUCAAAAGAUACAAAAGACGAUACUACUGACGUGAUUAAUAUAAGAAUAGCCGAAACUAAAGAACAACACAACCAGAAUAUUCAAGAGUCAAAAAGUGUAGGCCCUCCUCCCACAGUUUCACAGGUGGAUUCUUCUUUAGAUGUAAACGACUCCGCGGAUUUAAAAAUAUACUUAGAUUUGUUUAAUCGAAUUUUACAAAGGACUACACCUCUUUCUGCUAGUCAUCAAAAAUAUGUUGAUACUAUUAGAAACAGUAUGAACAAGGUCGCUUCUAGCGAAAGUCAACGAAGUCCGGAUCGGGAUAUUUGUUUGGCCGAAAAGAAGAAAUUUGAUACAUUAAUAUCAGAUUCCAACAAGUCUGAUAGUAAGGGUAGAUCACGAAUAUCAGAAACUGAACUUGAUAGAAUGUCAAAGAAUGUAGAGGAGCUGGAUAUUAUAACCGAAAAGAUAUGUAGCGUUGUCGACGAAGUAACAUUGUUAAAAAUUGACAUAAUUAAUUUUGCCAAAGCUGUGCUAACGGAUUGGACGCAAAAAUUGAAAAAUAAAGAAGAAAAUCAAUCGAACAUUGAACCUGUUUCUUGUAAUCCUCUCAUCCCUAAAUCCCCUGAAAAAAGAGUAAAUAUGGAUGUUUCUGACGAAAACCUAAAAGACGAAGAAUCUGAUUCACUUAAUGAAAAUACUGAAGUAGAAAGUUUUACUGACCAAAGAAAAAAGAAAAGGAAUCAAAGAAGAAUUCACCAAAGACAGGGGAAGCAGGAGCAAGAAAAACAAAAAGGUUAUGAAGAUGAUGCUUCGAGAGAAAAUUAUAGCAUGUGGGUACCUCCAAGCGGUCAAAGUGGAGAUGGAAGAACAAAUCUAAAUGAUAAAUAUGGCUACUAAAUACUAUCUACGUUUCUACAAAUGAAGACCUUAAUGCAACAUAUUGCAAGUUUUUUUUUAAAUCUGCAGAAUGCUAGUUUUAAUGUAAAGAUCUUUUGAUAUUUAAUUGUGUCAACCUUAUAGGAUUAUAAUUUAAUAUCUUGAGAAAAACAUAGUUUUGUGAAAAGAAUGGGGUAUAUUUGACAUACAUGUGGCAUAACAUGUUCUUGCUAAUUCUAAACUAAUCAGUAAAAGGACAGCAAAUAUUUGAUUUCACGCAAAAAGCGCCUUUGUAUCUGUUGAUACGUAUUUCGACCUAAUAGGUCUCA